This is a messenger RNA of Musa acuminata AAA Group (dessert banana), 2016 nucleotides long. RefSeq names its product aldehyde dehydrogenase 22A1-like. The coding region runs from base 138 to 1922 and encodes 594 amino acids. The record is from RefSeq and is a predicted model, not a curated record. NCBI's taxonomy places the organism in Eukaryota, Viridiplantae, Streptophyta, Magnoliopsida, Zingiberales, Musaceae. Gene Ontology annotation, molecular function: oxidoreductase activity, acting on the aldehyde or oxo group of donors, NAD or NADP as acceptor. The transcript is spliced from 14 exons.
CUUUACAGGUACAGAAGCGUCAUUGUGGGCUCGGAAGGGGACGCAUAAGAAACAACGCCUCGCUCUACUUCCCGGUCAUUCUAGGGUUUUGAUUCAGUGUGCUGCGUCGCUCGGGAGCUCCGCUUCGAGCUCCGGCAAUGGCGUUCUGGUGGCCCCUGGUCGUCCUCGGGGUCGCCUUCGCGGUCUGCCGCUUCCUCUUCAUGCUCAUCCCCCACAACGUCCCCUCGAUCGACGUCGAUGCGUCCGAUGUGCUGGAAGAUGGGAGCCAGACCAAGGAGAACAGCUACAUAUACAUACCGAGGAAGGGGAAAAUGGCCCAAGCAGACAAGGUUCAAUGCUACGAGCCAGCAACCAUGAAGUACCUUGGCUUUUGCGAAGCUUUGACACCAGAAGAGGUUAAGGAGCAUGUUGCACAAGCCAGAGAGGCACAAAAGAUAUGGGCAAGUAGCAGCUUUCGUCAAAGACGUCAAUUCCUAAGAAUCCUUCUGAAGUAUAUAAUUGAGCAUCAAGAACUUAUAUGCGAGAUCUCUUCUCGGGAUACUGGGAAGACAAUGGUUGAUGCUUCUUUGGGAGAGAUAAUGACAACAUGUGAAAAGAUAACUUGGCUUCUGUCUGAGGGCGAGAAAUGGCUAAAGCCUGAGUACAGGUCUUCGGGACGAUCAAUGUUGCACAAGAGAGCAAAAGUGGAAUUCCAUCCCCUUGGGGUAAUUGGAGCUAUUGUUUCUUGGAAUUAUCCGUUCCACAAUGUAUUCAAUCCCAUGCUUGCAGCAGUGUUCUCUGGAAAUGCUGCAGUGAUAAAGGUUUCAGAGCAUGCAAGUUGGUCUGGGUGCUUUUAUUUCCGAAUCAUUCAAGCUGCUCUUGCUGCUGUUGGAGCUCCAGAUAAUCUGGUUCACAUAAUAACAGGAUAUGCAGAAACUGGACAAGCUCUUGUAUCUUCAGUUGACAAAAUUAUCUUUGUUGGGUCACCUGGUGUGGGCAAGAUGAUCAUGCAGAAGGCUUCUGAAACCUUAAUACCAGUCACACUCGAGCUUGGUGGGAAAGAUGCGUUUAUAGUGUGCGAAGAUGUAGACUUGCCUACUGUUGUUCAAGUUGCCAUGAGGGGUGCUCUUCAAUCCAGUGGACAAAAUUGUGCUGGUGCUGAAAGAUUCUAUGUCCAUAAAGACAUCUAUACUGCUUUUGUUGCUCAAAUAGUCAAACUCGUGAAAUCAAUUUCUGUUGGCCCUCCACUAGCUGGAAGAUAUGAUAUGGGUGCUAUAUGUAUGCAAGAACACUCUGAGAAGCUUCAAAAUCUUGUGAAUGAUGCACAAGACAAAGGAGCAGAAAUUGCAGGUAGAGGAAGCUUUGGCCAUUUGGAAGAUGCAGUAGAUCAAUUUUUUCCUCCAACUGUUAUAGUGAAUGUUGAUCAUACAAUGAAAUUGAUGCAAGAAGAGGCUUUUGGACCAAUCAUCCCAAUCAUGAAAUUUAGUUCUGAUGAAGAGGUUAUUAAACUUGCAAAUGACUCAAAGUAUGGUCUUGGUUGUGCCGUCUUUUCUGGGAAUCAGAAACGUGCAAUAGCAAUAGCUUCCCAAUUGCAUUGUGGUGUAGCAGCAAUCAAUGAUUUUGCUUCAACUUACAUGUGCCAGUCUUUGCCCUUUGGUGGUGUAAAGCACAGUGGAUUUGGAAGAUUUGCUGGUGUUGAAGGCUUGCGGGCUUGCUGUCUAGUUAAGUCAGUGGUCGUGGAUAGGUGGUGGCCAUUUAUCAAAACAGUGAUCCCAAAACCCAUCCAGUAUCCGGUUGCGGAGAAUGCCUUUGUGUUUCAGGAAUCUCUUGUGGAAGCUCUCUAUGGCCUCAAUGUGUGGGACAGGUUGCGUUCACUGAUCAAUGUAGUGAAGAUCAUUUCAGAACAGAAUCCGAAGUCCAGCAAUGUGAAGAAAAGCCAUUAACUAGCUAUGCUGGAUUUGCUUGAUCAUCUUUGUUUGUGGACUUUGUUCCUGUGACAGUUCACUUCAACUGCUAAUAUUUGAACUCUGUUUUUUA